Molecule: messenger RNA, 3728 nt
Organism: Pelodiscus sinensis (Chinese soft-shelled turtle)
Lineage: Eukaryota; Metazoa; Chordata; Testudines; Trionychidae
Source: RefSeq, a predicted model, not a curated record
ACUGCAAAAGAAAAUAAAAAGUCAAUGUCGAAUGGCAAUACUUGUCCUAAAGUUUCAACUAUAAAUUAAAAAUGGAUCUGAGAUGCAAUAUUCAGAGUGAGAGCCUAAUUUUUCUGAGAUUCAGGAGUGUUUGGACCAAGGAAUUUAGAUUAGACUUCUCUCUAAUAUCAUAAAAUAAAUAAUAGCAAUAAAAAUAAAAUUAAAAUACCCACAAAUUUGAUAUGUGCACUGUCAUACUUCCCUUGUAUUAGGCAGUCCUUUUAAUUUUACUCUGGUAAUAUUCUAAAUAAAUUCCACCUAAAAGAUUAACCCAGUUUAGUCAAGGUAAUAUGCAACUCUCUUUGAAAUUUUGUAACUCUGAAACACUGAUAAUAAAAUUAACAGUGAACCAAAAUUUUGGAUCAUGGAAGAUUUCAAACAUUUGAUUUUGAAAAGCCACCACCCCAAUAGUCCUAUUCAUUCGACACAGACUAAAAAGCUCUGUGCACUUCUCAUUCAGCUAUCACAUUCAGAGCUCUAUGGGACAUCUGUCGCAUUCAAAUAUAUCCAGUUUCCCAGACAAUGAACUUUCUUGUGUUAGUUUCUGCAUUUGCCCUAAUAAUUUUGCAGUAAGGUUUAUAGAAUUACACUGUACAGUUUAACAUAUUAUUCCAUCACCAUUCUCAGUCUUGAUUUAGUCCUUCAAACUAACUUGAUCUGAUGUGUGUAUGAUUUUGUUUAAAUUAAAACAUGUUCAAUAAACCUAUCAGGGAUGAAGUGUUUAGGAGGGUGAGCUAAACUGGGCAACUAACAGUUGCAUGAGAAAACACUGCCAAUAAAUAGCCUUAUUUAACCACAGUUUUUAUUGGUUUGCUAACCACUGAAUACAUCAAACAAAAAUCAGGCAAAAAGAGUUAAUCUUAUAAGUACCUUUAAAAAAAUUUAUGCCUAUGCCAUUCCCCCUUCCAAGGGGUGAGAUGCAGAAUGUGUUUUGUAUUUAGAUAAUUCUUUUCAUGAUUUUUUUACAGGGCACUACCAUAAUUUGUAUUUGCCUUUUUAAUUCCAAACAGCAGUGUUUCGAAAUUCCUGACUUUUUAUCACUAUGUUAGUUGAUGCAAACUGCACCCUAACUGAAGUCUGCUUGCUUGUCUUAGGUCAGUGUUAUCUCAGACAGCUAGUCUCAAUACCCGCAGGUAAGACUACUUACUGAUACAGAAACCCAAUCCAUUUCAUCCAAAUUAUCCCAACCAGUGGCUCUGAAACUUUCCAGUCUACCAUACCCCUUUCAGGAAUCUGAUUUGUCUUGCCUGCCCCCAAGUUUCACCUCACUUCAAAACUACUUGUUUACAAAAUCAGACAUAAACAUAUAGCAGUGUCACAGCACAUUAUUACUGAAAAAAAAUGUUUCCUUUCUCACUUUUACAAUAUAACUAUAAAUCAAUUGGGAAUGUCUAUUUUGUACUUACAUUUCAGUGCAUAUACCUAGAGCAGUAGAAACAAGUUAUUGUCUGUAUGACAUUUUAGUUUGCACUGACUUGGUGAGUGCUUUUCAUGUAGCUUGAUGUAAAACUAAGUAAAUAUCUAGAGGGGAUGAUGGACUUUCUUGGAAGAACUUUGGGAAAUCCCAGGAGUAAAUCAACCCCUAGCUGAGACUCACAGAUCCCAAAGGUUUAACAAUCUUUGCAAACUAUUUACCAACUACUAUCUAGGGAUGACUACAGGCAUUUACACAUUGCAUGGCAACACCCCGCAGGGGAAGGACGGAAUUGAAGAAACACCUGGCUUAGCUGACUUACCUUACAGCGGAUGAUUAUUAAUUGUUAUUAAGCAAGGCAGACUAGUUACUGAACUACAAUUCAGUCACAACCCCCGCCUGAACAGAACCACCUGGACCCAAUCUGCGCAUGUUGCCAUGUGCAAAGAUCGCCCCCCCGAAGGUUUCCCCACCUUCCGAGCCAGAGGAUCCCAGGAGCACUGGGCGGCCAGAGGGGUCUAUCCCCACCGACGCCAGCCCAGGUACAGCAGGAUCGUCCCGCUUCGCGCCUUCCCACAGCUACGCCAGCUCCGGCGGCCCCUCUCCUCUGUCAGGGGCGCCUGUGGGAGGCGGGAGGAGCGGGGGCGGGAAAGUAGGACGACAGAAGGGCGCAGAGCCGGGGAAGAACAGGAGGGGGGCGGGGGAGUUGGCGCUGCUGGGUUUCUCACGGGCCACAAGUGCCCCUUGGGCAGGGCCGGCCGUGGGGCUCACCUCAGGCGGGCUCCCCUCCCGCGGGGCAGGCAGGAGGCGGCCCCCUGGGGAUGGAGCGUUUUUCUUGUUCUCCUUUGCUCUCAACACCAUUCCGUAAAUUUGAACGCGGACCCAAAUCGGAGAGGGAGCCAGGAUGCUGAUCUAUUUACGGUGCCUUGUGUCCCAAGCGAUCCCAGAGCCAGCGUAAAAGUCACCCCCUCCAAAUGACACAUUAAGGGCUGCAUUUUCCCAUCAUUCAUAUACACAAAAGAAGCUGGCUAGUUCUAACUUGACUAGUCUGCACACCCCACCGUGUACACCGCCCCUUUUCUCCACAGCUGCUCUACCUUUCUGCCAAAAUGUAAACAGCGACUGCUGAAAACCAUUUCAGGACAAACACACCAAGAAAUGGCACCUUUCAAUAAAUGCAAAGCCGUGCUAGUGUUGGAAUUCAACUGGAUUCUAUACAACAUUGCAGGUCAUGCUGUAGACACCUGCAAUGUUAUCAUAACACAACACCCACUUAAGGAAGUAGACAACACUGUCAACACUGUGAACAUAACGUGCCGUUUUUCUGCUUCCAACUGUUCUGGAUCCCAGCCUCAAAUUCUAUGGUUUCGCUAUUUUGCUUUUACACAUGAGGCUUUGUGUACACCUACGUGCACAGAUACACAGAAGUUCACAGUUGAAUCAAAUUCUUCACUUCAGAUCAAGAAACUGACCAUAAAUGACAGUGCCAUUUAUAUCUGUGGAAUAGCAUUUUCAGAUUCAAAUGCAACCACAUCUAAGCAAGUUGGGAAUGGAACAAAAUUGGUGAAAAGAGGGCCUGAGAAGGACAGCACAGAAGUAUAUAUCCUCAUGAUAGUCCUCUCAUCUCUGCUCUUUUUAUACAACACUGCCAUAUUUGCAGUCAUUAUAUUCUACAAGUCAAAAUCCAAACUAGUAAAGAAAACCAAGAAAGAAGACGUAAAAGGAGAACACCAUAAAAAUAUGAGUGGCCGAACAGUUUGUCGAGCAAUUGUACAAGAACUGUACAAGAAGAGAUAUGCUAACAACCAUAAUCAGCCAGAGUGUUUGGAACCAGAUAACAUCUAUCAAAACAGAUAAGAUUCAAAACACAACACACAAUUCAAGAUACCUAAUGUGAAAUGCAACUCAGCAUGUCUGAAACUAAACAAUUAAUUUUUUAAAAGAGACUUACCUUGCUAAAAAAAAUAAAAAUAAAAAUCCUUUCAGAAUCCAGUGCUUUAAAAAAAAUGUUUUGCAAAUAGAUCAAACACAAAUAACAGCAUUCCAGCUAAACUGUAAAAAGUAUUGCAGUUAUGUUACUAUUACCAAGCCCCGUCCCUCUGCAAAAUAAAAAUUUUGGAAAAGGACUUUAUUUUCCUUUGAAGAGCCACUAAUACCUCAUGUAAAUUUCCAUAUUUAGGGUUUGUACUACAUAUACUUUUUUAUUUUUUGUGAAUGUAAUGCUUCUGAAAGUUUUGAGAUGGGAGAUAAAGGAAAAUGAAGCUUCUUGGUCAAA